CCUACGGGCGGCAGAAAGUGAUUCGUGUGUCGUGUCAGACUCGGUCAAAUUUUCCGACAAUCUUGUGUCAGCCGAGUCACCCGCAGUUGAUUUUGUUAUUGCGCUUGAGAAACCAGUGAUAGGAAUAAUCAUAGAAGAAAUGGCGGACUUCGGUGACAAUUUCGACAACGAGGUAGAUCCAGCGGCUGAGUUCCUCGCUCGUGAACAGAACGAGUUGGGUGCCAUCAUCGACGAUGAUCUCAAGCCGUCCAAUCCGAUGUCGCAGGUCAACGGCGAUGGUGUUCAUGUUGAUGGUCUUAAAGAAAAUUCUGGAUCCAGCUUCGAAAUGAUUGAUGGGCUAGAACAGGAUGGUUUUGAUAAAGAGAACCCAUCUGAACAGAAUUUUUUCAAUCAGCCUAUUGAAACAGGUAAUACUAAUAAUUAUGAUUUUGAUAUGUAUGGACGAGAUGAUGCUUCUCCAUCGCCACCUCUACAAAAAGUGAGAGAGGAGCCUGAAAAGAUCAAAAAGUGGCGCGAAGAACAAAUAAAACGUCUGGAGGAAAAAGAUAAAGAGGAAGAAGUAAAGAAAAAGGAAUGGCGGGAAAUUGCGAAAAAGGAGCUCGAAGAUUGGUACAAAAAUCACGAAGAAACGAUAGCAAAAACAAAAGCAGCAAACAGGGAUGCGGCGAAGAAUGCUGAGAAACAAUUCGUCGCCGACGAUAAUGAAAUAGAACCGGGCACGGAAUGGGAGCGAAUCGCCAAAUUGUGCGACUUCAAUCCUAAAGCAAAGCAGGGCAGCAAAGAUGUGUCGCGUAUGAGGUCAAUGAUUCUGCAAUUGAAGCAAUCGCCUCUGCCAAUGAAGAACAAUGCCUAAUUAGACAUUAUCUAGUAUGUAAAACGAGAAAUAUACAUAUUCUAUUUAAUUUUAUUAUUAUAUUUUGGUUAACUCAAUGUUUGUUUGUUUCAUCAUAGAUUGUUUUGUGUAUGAUUAACACGAUCUAAGUAAUUGAAUUGUACUAUUGUUUAUCCGCCCUGUAUUUUUAAUUCUAAGUAAGUGGUGGCGAUAUUUCAUCUUAUUCACGUGUAUACUUUAAUGUAAUUCCGAAACAAACCGAGUAUUAUGUUCAGACGAAAAUACUACUGAUACCGUACUGAUUCAUUUUAGUAAUGAAAAUUUUAGAUUGUAGCAUUUAAUAUAUAAUUGCAAUCAAAUAUAUCAUGUUAAAUUAAAGUGAGCACCGAAAUUUUGAGUUGAUUGUUGUUGUAUAGCAUUCCGUCGAAUUAUUAGUUAUUAAUUCGUUUGUGUAUAGUUGCGUGUCAUGUAUCUUGUUUUAUAAAAUUACAACAACAAAUGAUAUGAUGUUACAAGAUACGAACAUUUAACAAUGAGCGAACUAUAAGCCAAUGUUGAACGCAGUUUUGUUAGGAGUUAAAUGACAUGCAAAACACACAACAAUAAUAAUGGCAAAAUGUAAAAAUCAGAAUGUAAAAUUUGUGCAAAACACACUCAAAUGUGAAAUUACUUUUAGAAGAGAAAAAACUAGAUAACUAAAGAAUCGUUGCUUGAAAAUAAUGUGUAAAUGAAUUGAAAGACAAAAAAUGACAAAGAUUAUGAUGAAAUAUGAAAAAUAUUAGAAAUAAAAUUACCAUUCUAUAGCCCA
This is a messenger RNA of Dalotia coriaria, 1640 nucleotides long. It is a transcript of the gene Clc, whose product is annotated as clathrin light chain. Gene Ontology annotation, biological process: intracellular protein transport; clathrin-dependent endocytosis. The transcript is spliced from 8 exons. Gene Ontology annotation, molecular function: clathrin heavy chain binding; structural molecule activity. The record is from RefSeq and is a predicted model, not a curated record. NCBI's taxonomy places the organism in Eukaryota, Metazoa, Arthropoda, Insecta, Coleoptera, Staphylinidae. The coding region runs from base 140 to 853 and encodes 237 amino acids. Gene Ontology annotation, cellular component: postsynaptic endocytic zone cytoplasmic component; clathrin coat of coated pit; synaptic vesicle membrane.